This is a messenger RNA of Fraxinus pennsylvanica, 387 nucleotides long. The record is from the annotation of a GenBank genome assembly. NCBI's taxonomy places the organism in Eukaryota, Viridiplantae, Streptophyta, Magnoliopsida, Lamiales, Oleaceae.
AUGAUUGAUAACGUAUCAUCAGUGGAUAAUUUAGAUUUCAUUAUGGAGAGCGAAGCAUUUGCUCACGCUGACAUGAGAGUCUGGUUACUGUCGCUGGCACAGUUAUCCUCGAGGAGGUCAAUUCUAUUGGUGCAAAAGUGUUGGGAGUUCAUCUCUAAUUAUGGAAAAUCAUAUGCACCGCUUUCAGCAGGAAUCGUUGCUUGUGUUCCAAAGAAAGUGCACGUUGAUGGAAUUGAGGCAAAGCCUGAGCUUGAGGUGCCUAAAGAAUUAAUCUCCUCAGAACAGCUCCAGAAAUCAAAAUUGCAGCGAAGCCCAUCCUUUGUUCCCGUAGGCCAAGAAACGAGCACGACAAAAAUAUAUGAGGAGGAUACAACCACGUCUUUCUAA